AUGGGUACUGCAACCACUCAGAAGAAGAUUAUGGUGUCUGGUGGUGGGGCCGCGUAUUUCAAACCUGCACCAUCAGAGAUUUUGUACGGACGCAUGCGUUUUCUGAUUACCGACAGACCGAACGAUAGCUCCAUCAAUUCAUUCAUUGAGGAGCUCGAUAAACAUUCUGCUCGGGCUGUAGUGCGAGUUUGUGAACCAACAUACGCUACAAAGCCUCUUCGUGAUCAUGGUAUCGACGUACUCGAUUGGGAGUUUUCCGAUGGUUCCCCUCCUCCGCCUGAAGUGAUUCGUGACUGGCUGCAAUUAGUACGUGAAUCGUUUCGUGACCAUCCGGAACAAUGUAUUGCUGUGCACUGCGUUGCAGGCCUUGGACGAGCUCCCGUCCUUGUUGCACUUGCGUUAAUCGAAGCUGGUAUGAAGUACGAGGAUGCUGUUGAACUAAUUCGAAGGCAACGACGAGGCGCGCUGAACCAAAAACAGCUCAAUUUUCUCGAGAAGUAUAAACCAACUGGCGAACUUCGUAAAUUACGAUACUCUGUUAAUGGAAAGCAAAAGUCAUGCGUUAUCACGUAA
Molecule: messenger RNA, 573 nt
Organism: Angiostrongylus costaricensis
Lineage: Eukaryota; Metazoa; Nematoda; Chromadorea; Rhabditida; Metastrongylidae
Source: the annotation of a GenBank genome assembly